AUGGAUGUCACAGCCGACCGCGGCACGGGCUCCGAAGCGCGCGCCGAUCAGGCCGACAACUCCACGGCGCUGUAUACCCCCGAGAGCCACGGCGAUGCGGUGCGCGCCCUGGCGGUGCUGUCUGACGGAGGCGUCGCCGGGAAGCUGAUAGAGAGCCUCGUUUCGCGCCUGGCGACGACGUCAACUCCCGAACCUGCUCCUGCAGCUCCCGCCGCGGAGACUGCAGCUGUCGGUCUUACUGCGCUGGAUGCCUUUCUCCAGGCGAACGUCACAGGCCCAGUGCUGCCCGCCGAGGGCAUCGCGUCUCUCGAAAGCCGGUUCGCCAAAGCCUGGGAAUCCACAUCGAAGAACUCUCCCACCAAGGCGUCUUUAACGGCCCUCCAGCAGCUCCAGAGAGCAUGCCUGACGCACCUCGAAGUCGACGGCGUGGCUCCCUACGCCCACAUCCCACACCUCGAGCUUUUCGCGCUGGCAAGACAUGUAUUCGUCGAGGCGCUGGCCGGCGAGGACCAGCAAACUCUGGAGAUUACGUCGCCGUACUCGGACAAAUCGAGCAGAUACAGCCUAGGCUGGUUGAAGAUGCGCGUCAACGUCUGGCACUACAAGCUGCUCACGCAGCCUAGCCUCGGCCCUGGCUCCAACUUCGCCAAGAGCUCCCAGUGGAGCGACGUCCCGACGCUCGCCUCUGAAAUUCUCGACUCCAUGGACGCUUUACUCGCUCAGAUUACCGGCGAGGAGGUGUGGUCGACCGCCGAGUCGUGGGGCCGCGGAGACAAGGCACAGUUCCUCGUCGAGGCCGCCAACAACUACAUCCUCCUCGGCCGAUACGAAAAGGCAAAGGAGACGCUUCAGCAGGCGGCCCACGCCAGCGGCUUGACGUAUGCCCUAUCGGGAGCGCUCGGCAAGAGGACGAGGUUCCAGGAGAACAGCACAAGUCAGCUGGUCGUUCUUGCGCGCAGCCGCCGCGAGGGCGAGGAGACUACGGGGGAGGACGUCGAAGAGGAGGAUGUCAAGCCUGAAGCAUUGAAGCUCAACAAUGACACGCUCCUGGAGGAAAUUCACUUUACCAAAGAAAACAACGGCCACGAGGCCAAGCCCAAGGACCUUCCGGCUUCGCUGGCCGACCUCUCUCCCGAUGACCAGCCGCAGCUCUCGCCGCUCGACCAAAUCAUUCUUCUCACGGAGGCGACGCUCAAAGACGCCUUCUCCCCCGCUGACACGCUGACCUCGGAAGAGAUCCUCCCCUUCGCCGUCCGUGUACUGGCCGACAAGUCGACCAACUGGCAGAUUUACACGCAGGCGCUCCUCGUGCGGUCAAGGAUAGAAGUCCACAGGAGCAGGACGGUCGAGCGCGGUGUUCUGCAGCUACAAGCUGUCGCGGAUCAGGUCCUCACGGAUACAUCAGCGCCGCCGAAGCAGGUCGAGGAGCCGGCGAGCGAAAAUUCCGAGAACGCCGAAGUGCCGGGUAUUCAGGUCACGACGCCCGGACAAGAAGUUGCCCCCGUGAGCUCUCAGCAGCCGACAUCGUUCCUACCCGCCCCCAAGGCCGAAGAGUCCGCUCCCGCUCAUGUCCGUCUACGCUACAUCCACGCGUUGUGCACGCCUCCUCGCUGGCACCUCGAAUCCGAGCUGGCGUACGCGUGGGCCGGAGUUGGGUCCCUGGCGUCAGCUCUCGAAAUCUUCAAGCGGCUACGGCUGUGGGCUGAGGUAGCGCUAUGCCUGGCGAGUGCUGCCGCAGCUGAGGAUGAAGACGGCCGUGGGAGUGGCGGCGACGAAAAGGCCAGGGCCAUUAUACGAUGGCGCCUGUUCCACAAGACCGGGGAUGACGCUACGUGGUCGUCGGAUCCAGACGAUGAGGGCGUAGAAGACGUCACCCGCCUCAAAGCCAGCGACUACUCCGGCCCCGAGCGCACUCCUCCUCCGCCCAACGCGCCCCGUCUGUGGUGCAUCCUCGGCGACCUCGACGACGACCCGGCGCACUACGAGCGGGCGUGGGACAUCUCCAGGCAGCGCUACGCGCGCGCCCAAAAGUCGCUCGGCGAGCACUACCUGCGGCAGAAGGACUGGCAGGCGGCCCGCGCCGCGUACGGGCUCGCCACGUCGGUGAACCGGCUCAGCCCGGACAUGUGGAGCCGCCUCGGCGACAUCAACCUCCGGCUGGGCAAGUUUGAGGACGCCGCCGAGUCGUACAGCCGGUGCAUCGGCAGCGCGACGGACAUGUCGGGCGGAGAGGACGCCAAGACGUGGAGCAACCUGGGCAGUUCGCUCUGGAGCCUGUACUGCGAGGUGGUCGCCGCCGAACCCAAAGACUCCGACGACGACAACGACGCGAGGGACGAGGAGGAGGGCAGCGACGGCGAGGCGGUAGACGGCGACGGCGCGGGAGGCAGCAGCAACAAGCGCAAGAAGAGCCCCAGCAAGCUGCUCGCCCAGGCGCUCGCCGCGUACAAAAAGGGCGCGUCCAUCGCGCACGACAACUGGCGCAUCUGGGACAACGUCCUGACGCUCGCCUCGCGCAUCCGCCCGCCGCCCAUCCCGGACAUGGUCCUCGCCUACAAGCACAUCCUGCGCAUCCGCAAGUCCGAGGACGCCGUCGACGCCGACGUCCUCGCCGCCCUGCUGCAGGACGUGGUCCUCACCAAAGACGUCGACGCGCCCGGCAGCAGCACCGUCGAGGGCAUCUACGAACCCCCGCGCGGCUCCAUGGAGCGCCUCGUCGCCCGCCUCGUCGAGGAGGAGGUCGUCCCCAUCAUCACCCACCGCCCGGAGCUCUGGGCCCUGACGUCCCGCCUGCGCGCCUGGCGCCGCGACUACACAGGCGCGGUCGAGGCCUCGGAGCGGGCCUGGCGCGCCGCCGUCGGGUCUUCCGGCGCGGGCGGCGCGGGCCUCCUUCCCGGUGAGUCCCCCGCCGGCGGCCCGGACUGGACCAGCGACGAGGCCGCCUGGGCCGACGUCGUCAAGCGCACCGACGAGCUGGUCUCGGUGCUCGAGAACUACGGGCCCCGGGCCGAGACCGUGGGCAGCCGCUGGAAGGGCAAGGCGCGCAGCGCGGUGCGCAGCGUCAUGGGCCGCGGUAGGGAGACCUGGGAGGGCAGUGACGGGUGGAAGACGCUCGAGGGGCUCAUGGAGGGUCUCAAGGCCGGUGCUUGA
This is a messenger RNA of Purpureocillium lilacinum, 3150 nucleotides long. RefSeq lists its product as uncharacterized. Gene Ontology annotation, molecular function: protein binding. The record is from RefSeq and is a predicted model, not a curated record. Lineage: Eukaryota; Fungi; Ascomycota; Sordariomycetes; Hypocreales; Ophiocordycipitaceae.